Naegleria lovaniensis is the source of this 2586-nucleotide messenger RNA. RefSeq lists its product as uncharacterized. Lineage: Eukaryota; Heterolobosea; Eutetramitea; Acrasida; Naegleriidae. The record is from RefSeq and is a predicted model, not a curated record. The coding region runs from base 1 to 2586 and encodes 861 amino acids. The transcript has 2 exons.
AUGUCGAGCAAACAAAAAGCUGCUACGAACAACAGCGGCACCACUUCUAAAAAGAAGUCAUCAUCCUCUUCGGAGAAUGUAAAAAAGAAGAAGAAAGACACUAUUUCAACGCCAUGUCUUGUGCAAUUUACUAAUUCUCUUUCUGCACCUCCUAAUCUCUCGAAUAUUCAUUUUUCUUUGGUCAAAAAAGAUGAUGAUACAACACCUUUUCUAUUCGGAGAGUCAAAAUCCAUGCAAUAUAAAUCAUUGACCAAUCCAUCAUCAUCCUCAUCAUCGAAAUGUUUCAUUAUCAAGGAAGAGUCCAAACAAAACCUUCAAAGAAAGGAUAUUCUGAAGAGAGAGUUAGAACAAGGAGGAGCUGACGCUCUUCAACCCGAUAUUUCUUAUCAACACUUCUUUGAGAAGAGAGUUAUUGGAGGAAGUGAAGUUGCAGAUUCCUUAUUCAAUUCAAAACGUUAUGCCAGAUUGAUGCAAAAGAGAGCCACUGCUGCUACCACAUCUCUAAAAGCUGACCAAAUGGAAACUUUAAAGGUCCUUGUGGGAAGAAAUAGUCGCUCUUCCUCCAUGGCAACCAUGAGACAAUAUAUUCCAACAGUGAAUAUUGAGGCAGAAACUGUCAAUGACUUAUUCGAUCUUAAAACUGAUUUAUUAUUUGAUGACAAACAUUUGAUUGAUCACUUCAAAGGCAAGCAUUGCAGAAACAAGUCACUUCAAAGAGUGUGGAAAGUUCUCGAAGGAGCCACAAUGGAUAAUGGUGCAUUAACUGAAGAAGCCAACACAAGUAUUACCUCAAUGACAGAAUUCAAGAAUCUUCCAUCCUUUUUACAAGAAUAUUUUGGAGUUAUUAUUCAACAUGGAAACUGGAAUGCCAUUGCUAAAAAGAAGAGAAGAAGGAAAAAGAAAUCUGAUGAAGAUGAAGAUGCCGAAGAAGAAGGCAAAGAAAAAUCCACCAACGCCGAAGAUAAGGACGAUCCUGUCCUUCCAGCGGAGGAAUUGACAGAAGAACAAUUUUCUUCCUUCCUGCAAGCCAUUGCUUCUGACAUUCCCUCACUGGCUCAAUACUACAUGGUCUUGUUGGGCAUUUUCCAAAUUGCUCAAACUCGUAGAGUGAAAGACCACGUUGCAGCCAUCUUACAAACAUGCUACGUUCAAGGUACUUUGGACAAAAAGGCCGUUCAAAAAAUUGGAAAGAAGGAGAAUUCUUCACAUCGCUCAUCUGUCAAGUUCACAAGUAUGGCAGACAUUUUCCCAAAUCCUCCAAUUGAGAGCAUGAAAACUCAUCCCUAUCUCUACCUUCCAAAAUCUGCACAAACUCUUCAGGACCUGCUGCUACGAUUGUGUGUUCCAGAAUUCACAAAAUCCUCACCAAGACAUUUCCAACACUUGGUAUUCAAUCAAUCCGUUGGAAAAACACUCCUCAUUCGUACAGCAAACCAUUUACUCGUGGCUGUUCUUCUCAUGUGUAACUUCUAUGUGAAAAAGGAAUUUAUUGUUGCUUUGCAAAAAGACACGAGACUGACCGUCGAGAAAUUACUGGUGUGUUUCAAUGCUCUUGGUGUUAUUCCCGACUCUAAUCAAGUAUUUGUCCAUAGAACGAUCAGAAGUUUGGUUCGUGCUGCAAGUGGGGUUGAUUUUGCAAGCAAUGCCAAAUCACAACUAAGUCUCAUUUCCACCGAAGGCCAUGGAGCACAUCCUGCUCACGUGAAUUUUUAUCUAAGCUUACCAAAAAUCAAACAAUUAUAUGGUAAAGUUGCAACAGUUGGUACAUCAUCGACAACAACCGCCAGCACAAAGAAGAAAGAAACCAAAACCUCUAAAAAGAAAGAGAGUGCUGAGGAUUUAUUGGUUGACGAGGACAAGUCAUCAAAGAAGAAAGUCAACCUUGACGACGAUGAAGUUGUGGAAACAUCUCCAAAACAAUCUGCCAAAAAGUCCACAUCUUCCAAAAAAGCAGAAAAAACAAGUGCUAAAGAACCAACAAAACCCACUAAAGAAUCAGCAGCAAGUAGCAAGAAACAGACGUCUGCAGAAGCAACCAAGCCAACCAAGACCCUCAAACGUAAAGAAGAAGAUGAAAAUAUUGACAACAUGUCUGAAGAUGAUGAAGACAUUGAAAAUGAUCUUGAUGGAUUAUUAAUGGCAUUCCAAGCCCAAGAAGACGAAGAUUUCGAAGAGGAUGACAAUGAAGAUCAAGCUAACCACGAAGACGAAGAUGAAGAAAUGGCAGAGCUUGUAGAUGAAGAUGAAGUAGAGGCGGAACGAGAACGAGCUGAAGAAUCCGACAAUGAGGAAGAGCUUGUUGAAAAUACCCUUGAAGACGACGAAGAGGAUCAAGAUGGAAUUGGUGCCUUACUUGAUACUCUGGGUGAUGAGGAAGAUCUCAUGGACGAAGGAGACGAUGAAGACAAUGACGACGAAGUUGGAGUUAAGGAAGCUCUUAGUGGAAAGAAAAAGAGAAAGAACAUGAAUGACGAUGAUGACGAUGAAGAGGCUGGAGUAGUGAAAUCCAACAAGAAGACCAAACACGAUUUUGAACAAGAUAUUGAAGAAGGAGAAGAUGAAGAGAGCGAAGAAGACGAAGAAUAA